Molecule: messenger RNA, 2011 nt
Organism: Guyanagaster necrorhizus
Lineage: Eukaryota; Fungi; Basidiomycota; Agaricomycetes; Agaricales; Physalacriaceae
Exons: 5
Coding region: 65-1732 (555 amino acids)
Biological process (GO): regulation of DNA-templated transcription
Molecular function (GO): DNA-binding transcription factor activity, RNA polymerase II-specific; zinc ion binding
Source: RefSeq, a predicted model, not a curated record
CUGUUCGCGUUCGUUUUACUAUCCAUACUGUUUCGCUUUUGUUCUAGCUUUCUCUUGUACCAUCAUGCCUCGGGUACGGAACGGUGAGACAGGCCCUGGGGCGCUUAAGCCUAAAGGAACGCGCGCAAAGUCAGGCUGUUAUACUUGCAGGAUCCGGCGCAAGAAAUGCGAUGAAGCUCGCGAUCAUAACGGCCAUUGCAACACCUGCGUUCGUCUCAAGGUACAAUGCCUUGGAUUUGGAGACAAGCGACCGACAUGGCUCACAAGGUCGAAAUGUGAUGAAAUUCUAUCAAAAAUUAAGCAUUUCAUUGCCGGCGGCUCUGUUCUGCCUGGUCGCGAUCCUUCGUACCUGAUUUUGUGGGAUGGUGACUUGGAGGUCGCCUCUUUUCCAAGCGACGUCGGCCCACCUCUCUGUGAAGACUUCCUUCUCGACAACUUUGGCCCAGUCGAGUUGGAAGGCUUACUAACCCCUUGGAGCCGAGGAAAUCUCUUGUUACCCCAGUCCCCAUCACCCUUUCAUACCACCUCCCAAUCGAUAAUACCCUUCGACUUGUAUCCUACCGAUUUCUUUACCCUUCUACCGUCCUUCAGCGUCAUGGAUGUCGAAUCUAGGCUCUCCGAUGCCCAGCUCGACAAACGCUAUACCGACAUAGUUGUUGCCAUGCAGUACCAAUUUUCCGACGAGGAGACGCGCUCUGAACUUCUGCGCUCCAUUCAGAGUCCCGGACGGCAUCAAGCUUCGACUCGCUUGCUGGCUUUCAUUCAUGAACGGCGCCACACAUCUCCCUUGUCUAUCGCUCUACAGGAUGACUUUGCCCAAUCACGUUAUUCCGACCUCCAGAAAACUCUCAACGACCCCCAUUCUUACGAUGACGACCAAGCGAUGGCUUCCCUGACCAUGAUUUCCACUCUCCUCUUCGAUGGCGGAAUGGGCGAAUGGCAGCAUUGGCUGAACAUGGUGUCCAAACAUGCACAUAUUCUGCUCAGCAAAUAUGCAUCUCCCCAACAUGCUCUCAUGGCAUGUAGCAAAAAGCAGGCUUUCCUCAUCAAAGCGUCCAUUUGGUUUGACGUUCUCGCAUCUGUGACAACUCAGACAGAGCCUAGCUUCCUCCAGGUCACAAGGGAGCUGUUCUCCCCGUAUGCGAGUGGCGUGUCAGAGAUCAACGCUCCCGAUGGCGACAUGAUGACCGUCAUGGGAUGCGAGAGCCGCGUUCUGUGGGCAUUGGCAGAAGUAUCCGCGCUUUCUGCUUGGAAACAGCAAGAAAUCGAUCAAGGCAGGCUGAGCAUCAUACGGCUAGUCCAGCGAGCUGAGCCCAUCUUCCAAUGCCUCAACGAACUGCUGAGCGCAUAUCACCAUCACCCUGGUUCGCGAAACCUGUGUUCGGAGGUGUUCCGGAUGGCCGCGAAGGUCUAUUUGCUCUCCGUCGUAAAUGGGGAUUUCCCAGGUGCAGAAGAUAUGGAGAAGGCUGUGCAGGAGGCGGUACAACUGAUGGCGAAGGCGGAUAACGCGGUGGUGAGGAGCACGGUAUUUGCGUUCUUCGUGUGCGGGUGUCUGACGAAUGACGAGGAGCUGAGGGGGAUUUUGUGUGACCAGCUAAGGAGGGAAGGGAGUGUCGGCAAUUGUGCUGCGGUUCUGGAAUUGUUGGAGCAGGUGUGUGCAGAGCUGAGCGGGAAGCAGGACCCGGUCCCUUGGAGGCGGGCUCUGGCGAACAAGAACUUACUGUUGGUAUGAACUUGUUCCGUUUCUUGUCUUGGAUGUCGCUGCAUGUAUAGCUUGAAUCUGGUUUAGCUUUCGUGUCUUGUCGUUUGUUUUCUGUAGUGUAGUUUUCUUGCUUUGCUGUAGUCGUAGACGACCAGUUAGUUCCGUAACUAGUGUUACGUGUUCGCCUUAUUAGAUGAUCCAUAGUCAUGACUCAUUCCGCCGAGGCGUUCGCUCCCAAAUCUGCUUAUCGAGCGAAGUUACAUGUGUCGCAGCCAACAUAAACAAACCGGCUUUGCCGCCUGCUAAGAG